UAACAAAAUGGCGCUUACCUUAACUGAACAAUUAAUCCGUAACAGAGUCAACUUGACUCAUGAAAACUUAGAGGACAUAAAGUCGCUUUCCCUGCCUGGAACGUUUCAUGAAAAGAUAGUCUCCAUAGGUACAUCUUUACGCAAAUUUUCACGUCUGAAAUCUCUUGAUUUUUCAAGAAAUGCUCUUGAAUCAUUGCAAGGCCUAGAUCACCUGCAGGUGUUAGAGAAACUCAACCUUUACUAUAACAAUGUGAGCACUUUGGAAGAACUGACUCGACUCAAGCACAACCAGAACCUGAAGGAACUUGACCUCCGUCUGAACCCAGUGACCAGGAAUGAACCUGACUACAGACUCUACCUCAUUCAUAUGCUGCCAAAUCUUCAGAAACUUGAUGACAGAGGUGUCAGGGACCGGGAACGACAGGCUGCCCUGGUCCAUUUCAGCAGUAGCCAAGCCGCCGAGAUGACGCCAAAACCUACACAACCUCCGAAUGUCUCAAAAUCCCCACAUCCACGAACAGAAAUGAUGUCAAAACUAAUGAAAGGGCCCUCAGUACUGGUAGAUGAUGAUGUGGCAGUCAUUGAUGUUAUGAAUCGCAACAAUGGAGAUUUUGGCGCUCCUCGCCCUCUCACAGGCUCAGCAGCAAAAGAAGACGCAGUAGAAGAUUACACGUUGGAUAGUUUGAAGUUCUUGAAUGCUCCCAAAUCACCAAAACAUCGAGAUAGGCCGAUGGAUGAUGCUCCUAUCAAAAGUCAAGCUGCCAAUAAGAUCGCACCAGCCCCAAAGUCAUCAGCGCUGAGUAAAGCAGAAGAGUUAUAUCCUCACAUCAUGGCGGCCCCAUCAGACAAUGUGCAGAGGAUUGGAGAUGGCUCCAGAAAGGAUCCUAACCUUUUGUUUUCUGACCAAGUGGAAGCACACAGCAAGUAUAGAGGCCAAGGAUUCUUUACCCCGCACCCUGAUGGCCCAACUGUGAAUUCCCAGGAUUCUAGAAGUCUUCCUCCAGAUGUUCAGGGCUCACUUCUGCAGACAGACUGUGAGGGAGAGCGGAUGACAUCAGGAAAACCUGGCCAUCGUAGAAGUAACAGUGUACCCAACAGACAGGUGCUGAGAGGGGAGGGACAUACAGAUAUGGACAUUGCGCACAAAAAAUUCCUCAAUAGUUUACUCAACCUUGUGGACAGAUACUGGAAUGGCUCUCAGUCUUUGCACAAUCACACAAAAUUUGUUGAACAAGCUGGGAGAUUACUAAAUGAUUUCGUUAGUGCUGAAGGGGGUAAGGAGGAGGAAACAAGAACUCUUCGCCAGACCAUCGGGAAAUUGAAAGAAGAGAAUGCGACAUUGCGAGCAAAUCAGACUGCUGAACUCCUUUCCCCAUCAGAGGAGGAGAUGAAGAUUUCUUUGAAAAGAGCGAAGGAUGACAUGGCUCGUAUGCAUGAAGAAAUCCGCCACUAUUUACAUGAGAACAGAGCUCUGCAGAAAAGACUGGACAGCUUGGAGUCAGCGGCUCCUGUUUCACGAUAUCACAGCGGAGCAGCAGCUUCUGAGACCUCGACGGCAAACCAGAGCGUUCUGGAUGACCUUCACCGACAGAAUGUUGCACUAAAUCAAGAGAUCGACUUGAUGAGGACCAAACUAAAACAAUUCAGCCAAGUUCAGGAGCUGGCCAGCAUGUUGCAAGAGAGUCAUAAAUCUCUGGUGGAAACAAACGAUCACCUGCUGAAAGAACUUCAAGAAACGAAACACAAACACCAUAAGGAAAUUGAGCAGAUGCACUGGAGCUAUGACCAACUCAAGUCCACUCUUGCAUAUUCCUCUGUCUCCAGGUCGCACAAUUUUAGCGGCAGUGGCAACACCAACAACAGUCAAUCCUUGUCCAACCACUACAGCGAUAGUCUUGAUAUGAAAGACAGCUGAGAAAUGUGAAAUAUGUGUUGCAUGUACAAAUGUGAAUAUGUAGAAACUUGCUCUCGUCUUCCUCUAUAUUUAUAGUUUUUAAGCUACAGCAUUUCCAACACCACCAUUAGUUGGUCUAGAAUAGUUCAGGCAUGAAUUUAUACCUCUGAGAAAUCUUUUUUCUUUUUUUCAUCUUGAUUUGUUCAGAAUUUAGCGCCUAUAUCACUCUGACAUAUGCUUCUUCUUCACAUACCUCCCUCAGAUUGCAAUGUUUAUCCUCCCAUUUCGACAGGUCAAAAUUUGGACGCUCAUUUUAAAUUGGAUGUUUUGACAUUUUGAGUACCAUGAACUUUGUGUACGACUGAGAGUUUAAAAGUGAUAAACACAAAAUGUGUUUUCAGGUCAAUGUGGUACAAGUACAAGUACAAGUGUAAUCCAUUUGUAUAUUUUGUUUCAAGAGCUGGUGAAACUGUCCUUAGUCCUGUCAAUUUCUUCCUGUGGAAGAACAGUAUAAUUGCCUUCUGUAUUUUCUCUUUCUACUGCUACAGAAGCAGCCAUUAUAAUUGGUUCCUCGAUGUCAGAAAAUUUAAGCAACCGUUCGAGAUCAUUUUUCAGCAGAAUCAUACAUUUUUUUAAACUCACUGUGCUCACUCUUUGCUCGUAAACCAGAGAUGACCCACUAGCAUACAUUAUGCUUCUUCUUUCCUUAUUUUUUUCAAAGUCUUUUAAAGUAUCAAAGAUGAUACUGUAGGCCCCUACCUACCUAAGUCGCAUCAUCAAGAGCUUUCCUGCAGAGUCUUGUGAGGACACAAGUGGUCUUGAGGUUGAAUGGUCUUGUCCUUGAUGAAUGAUCAAGCUUUGGGCCUGCUUUGUUUUUAAAAGAUGGCAGUGAUCUCCUCUGACUAUGAUUUGCCAUAUAUAUGAUAUAUUGGUCAUAGCUGCUUUGCUCUAUUUCUUGCCCCUUGCAUCGUAUGUCCAUGUAACAUAUUGAAAGGGGUCAGCAGAGAGACAAAUUUGUUAUACCAGUAAUAUUGUUUAUUUAUGAAUUUGAAAUUCAUUUAGAAGGAAAUGCUAAUAAAACUCAAAAAUACAU
Molecule: messenger RNA, 2987 nt
Organism: Aplysia californica (California sea hare)
Lineage: Eukaryota; Metazoa; Mollusca; Gastropoda; Aplysiida; Aplysiidae
Product: centrosomal protein of 72 kDa
Exons: 15
Coding region: 8-1915 (635 amino acids)
Molecular function (GO): protein binding
Source: RefSeq, a predicted model, not a curated record